AUGGUGAUCCUCGCUCUCUACAUCCUGACCUUCGCCGUGGGCUUCCCCGCCAACGUCUUCACCUUCGCCACGCUGGUGGGCAAGGCGCGUCGGCGCAUCUCCCCUUCUGACAUCCUUCUCCUCAACCUGACGACCGCCGACCUUCUCCUCCUCCUCUUCCUCCCGUUCAAGAUGGCCGAAGCAGCCGCCAACAGGACUUGGCCCUUACCGCCUGUCCUCUGCCCCGUGGCCAACUUCUGCUUCUACUCCAGCAUCUACCUCAGCAGCCUCUUCUUGGCCGCCCUCAGCGUUGAGCGGUAUCUCGGCGUCGUCUUCCCCCUCCAGUACAAGGACCGGAGAAGACCAGGGCGGGUGAUGGCCGCCAGCGUCGUCCUCUGGCUCUUGGCCUGUUCCCAUUGCUCCAUCGUCUUCGUGGCCCAGUAUCACGGCGGUAAGAACCGGCACAUGGCCAACAGGUCCACAGUCAUCAGCUCUGAGAGCUCCACCGUCAACGCGUUCAAGCGCGGUAGCUCCAAGACAACCACUGUCUAUAGCUUCGACCGCAACGGCUUGGCCAUCACCAGCCCCGAUGGCUUCAACCGUGAUAGCUUCAGCAUCUCCAACCCUCGAUACUCCGUCAGCGACGAUGGCUCCAUCACCAACGGCUUCGACCGCAGAAGCUCUGAGAUCUCCAGCCCCAACAUCACCCAUCCCAAGGCCUUCAAGGUCUCCCACGCUGCUGACUCCACGGCCAAUGGCUUCAUCCGCCAUGGCUCUAAGACCACCAACGGCGACUUCUCCACCCGCCAUGGCUCCAGGAUCUCCAAGCCCAACGGCCUCAAGACCUCCAAGCUCAGCAGGCCCAAGACCUCGAACCUGCACAUCUCCAUCUCCAAAAUCUCCACCGGCAACGGCGCCAACAUCCAGGAUAUCUCCGGCCCCACCGGUGUCUCCCAGACCUCCGACGUCCCCAGUUCAUCAGCUCCCAGCACCCGUGAUGGCUCCAACACCACCAAGGCCUACGUCUGCUACGAUGACUUCUCUGAGGAGCAGCUGAGCUUUGUCCUCCCGCUACGCCUGGAGCUCUUCCUCGUCCUCUUCCUCCUGCCCUUCGCCGUCACCAUCUUCUGCUACAUCAAUUUCGUGCGGGUUCUCCUCUCCCGGCCCAAUAUCCCGCUGGAGAAGAAGCAACGAGCCGUGGGCUUGGCCGUGGCCACCAUGGUCAACUUCGGGGUCUGCUUCGCGCCUUACAACAUCUCACACGUGGUCGGCUUCGUGGAGAAGAAGAGCCCAGAGUGGAGGUUCUACGUUUUGCUCCUCACCAGCCUCAACGCCGCUCUUGACCCCAUCAUCUUCUACUUCUCCUCUACGGCGGUGCAGAGGGCCGUGGCCGGGGUGGUGGCGGCCGUGCGGGACAAGCUACGGGUUGUGGCGGGAGGGUGUUAUGGGGUACGUGCUCCUCAAGUGUCCCAGGAUGAGUCUGAGGGCACGUUGACAUGA
This is a messenger RNA of Gavia stellata (red-throated loon), 1479 nucleotides long. RefSeq names its product free fatty acid receptor 2. NCBI's taxonomy places the organism in Eukaryota, Metazoa, Chordata, Aves, Gaviiformes, Gaviidae. The transcript has 2 exons. Gene Ontology annotation, molecular function: G protein-coupled receptor activity. The record is from RefSeq and is a predicted model, not a curated record. Gene Ontology annotation, biological process: cellular response to fatty acid; G protein-coupled receptor signaling pathway. Gene Ontology annotation, cellular component: plasma membrane. Bases 1 to 1479 code for a protein of 492 amino acids.